Amoebophrya sp. A120 is the source of this 2135-nucleotide messenger RNA. The record is from the annotation of a GenBank genome assembly. NCBI's taxonomy places the organism in Eukaryota, Dinophyceae, Syndiniales, Amoebophryaceae.
GUGGUGGCUUGUUAGGCGUCGCGCUUUCUUCCCUGCUCCUCCACCGCUCCGUCGACAAGAGCGUCACUGUUAGCGGGAAUGGAUGGAACGGUACAAUUACUACAACUUCAAAGUAGCAAACGAGAGCACAGUACUUCUGUCCAUUCGAAAAAUAGAUCCACGCGUCCGAAAAAACCGACAGUAUGUAUAUACGACGUACUGCUCAGGAUUUCAUCACUCUCGUGUUUUGACAUUUCGACGCAAACUGUUUUUUGACAGUGUCAUGAUUUUUGGGCACGACCGCAAAAAGAUUCAAACUCUGCGGUGGUCGGUAAAGUCUGUGUGAGGAAGUAGAAAUGAAAAAAAACUUCUGCCGCCUCCAAAGUCUCGGAGUUUUCCAAACAAUGACCAAGGUAUUGCAACCACCCUUCCUGGCGUGGACAAGGCACGAGCCAACUCUCCUUCGGACCAUCUGACGGCCACCCUAUCCUACAAAAAUUGUGCGUCAAGCGAAGUUUCUUGCAUACAGGCACUUCUUCACUCAAAAGUUUACGCAUACUCAACAAGAACAACAACUGUAGUCAAUCUACAGCAGUCGUGCAGAUUGAUUAGAAAGAUACCGAUGACAAAUCGAUUCCUGGUGGAUUCUGCUCAUGGUGCCAAAAUUGAAAUUUUGAAAAGUGCAACUGAACCCGGGCUUGACUUUUGCUCGUUUUGCCGUCAUACGCGACGGACCCAGCGACCGCGGGACAAGAGGUGGCCGUACCCACGAACGCGACUGCCGAAGGGAAAAUGAAAAAUCGAACCAAGGAAAGAGCCAGGGGUAAGAAGAAAAAAUCCCAAAAGCGAUAUGCAUUGCAAAUAUCUAUGUCUGGGUCUGGAAACUUGUAAUGUUGGGCCGUGAAUUGGAAAUGCACUGCAGCGGGUGGCGUAGCGAUAGAAAUAUUUGCGCGGCCAAGUGUUGCGUUUCCCGCAUGACAGUCUGCGUUUCGCUUUUUGCAUGACAAGCAAAAGGAUCUCAUCUUGAACACGCGUCACAAGCUCUGCAGUCAUGCUACAGACAGGCAUGACAAACCUUGCAUCCUUCAAGAUCCAGAUAUUUUUGCAAUGUAUAGGCGAUCUGGCAAGACAGUCCCGGACAAGGCGACGAAGGGGUCGGAUUUCGAGCGGCUGAUGAUCAUGGGCCUCGCGGAGGUUACGAAGCAAGUCUAUAACGUUGGCUUCACGAUAGCAGGGGAUGAUAUCGAGCUGCAAAAAAAGAUAUCAAAUUGUGUUGGAAUCCAAAGGCCUCCCGAUUAUCGCACCUCGCUCUCGCAUAGUAGAAAGAUAAAGUCUUACUACACUCACAGUCGAGUAUUUUAUGCGAACUCUUGUCCACCGGACUGGGCUAACCGUUGUGCUCUUGGUACUCAUGUCUUCAGACCAGCAGUCACACGAGUCGAUAGAAACUUAGACAUUUCCUUGCCAGGCUGACGUCUGUAUUUCCACGCGGAACAAGCACAGUACGUAGCGGAGGGGGAUUGCAAUGUUUUUCCUUCCAUAUGAAAUCCUCGCCAUCCAAAAGCAAUUUUCCGAUGAGGCGGAUGCGGACAACGACGCAGCCGCAGACAAACAGUCGUGGCCGGAAGCACAGCCUGCGACGAACCACACCCAUGCAAAGAAGGCACGACCUAAAAAAUCGGCUUUCGACGGCACUCAUGAUGAGGAGGGCCACGGUGAUCUGCGGGGCAGAUCGAACGACGAGCAAGAAUCCCAGCAGGAGGACUUGUGAACCAGCGGUCGACGACAAAGUAGAUGUACUGACUUCCUAGUCCUAUUGGAAUAAAGAAGCCCAAGCAAAUUCGAAUGAAUACUGUGUCGCAAGGAUUUGGACUCGAUUUACGCGAUGUAAUUUGAAAAUACGAGAUGAACGUGAAACCUUUGUCGAGCUGGCAAAAUGGAUAUUAUCCAUUUUGGAUCCGAUAAUCAAACGAAGCCGUGCGUGCGUGCAUUGAACCAGCAGUAAAAAAUAUUCACUUUACAUCGUACGGAAAAAGUAAAUGUGUCCCCACGACUGCUGCUCACCUUUUUCGAACUGAAAAGAUGUGAAAUAAAGCCCACUCGCAAAUUAAAUAAAGUGACGUUCUAGAAGAUGUACUGAUGUUAGGAAUGGCGGC